Messenger RNA from Triplophysa rosa, 1103 nucleotides. It is a transcript of the gene ccndbp1, whose product is annotated as cyclin D-type binding-protein 1. The transcript is spliced from 11 exons. Gene Ontology annotation, biological process: regulation of cell cycle. Gene Ontology annotation, cellular component: nucleus. Bases 72 to 1103 code for a protein of 343 amino acids. The record is from RefSeq and is a predicted model, not a curated record. Lineage: Eukaryota; Metazoa; Chordata; Actinopteri; Cypriniformes; Nemacheilidae.
AUUCAGACAGUGAGUUCCGCCGCGGCUUCGUUCCGAGUGUUUAUGUGACAGCACCGUGACCGAACCGAGUCAUGAGCGCUGAUAACUCGAGUCCAGAUGUUCUGGUGCCGCUGCGGAAUCUGGUUAACUGUGUGAAAUCCACCAGAGAUCGUGUGAGAGAUGGAGAAUCAAACGAAUGCAGCGGCACGUUCAGCUUGUCAAACUUCUGGGAGACUUUGGAUCAAGCUGUCAAGACAACAUCUCAAGAAGCGACAAAACUCAGUUUAAUGUUCUCGAGACCUCCAGUGCCCUCAGAGCAGGAAUGUGCAAAACUGGCAGACUCUUUUCGGAAGAGCGUGCUGGCGUUGUCCACAGUUUACUUCUGGUUACCGAAGAGCCAAGGAAUUACACUGAGGAGGGGAGUUAGAGAUGCGACCGCUGAGGUUUUCGAGGGUCUGGUUCAGCUGCUGGAUGUUAUUCUCUCUUCUCCUUUACAAAGUUUGUCUCAGGAUCAGCUGACCUCUACCGGAGGAGUGUGGGCUGCCUGUGACCAGUUUAAUCAGCUCCCAAAAGAUAACCGCUCCGCUGUGUUGGCGGUCUUGACGUCAAAUGUUGGUUUGGUGAAAGAUGCCCUGGAAGAGAUGGAGCAGGCUCUAGCUGAGAGUCAGGACCCGUUUGGAGACAUCUUAGACGAUGAUGACAUGGACGUCCGUGGUAACCAGGACACAUACUGGUCGCAGUCAGACCGCCAGCUCAUCCGUCAGUGUCAGGGUCUUAUGAAAGCAUCCGGCGCAUGUCUGCGCAAACUCUCCUCUGCCGUCCGAAACAACGGUCGAGUGGAGACGGAGGAGAAUGUUGCGCAGUUAGACGAUCUCGCCGAUGUAGCCAAAGACGUCAGCCCCAGCAUCGAUGACCUCACUCUCUCUCUAUACCCACCUGUGGACCGUUCAGCGGUGGACGAGAAUGUUUGUAAACUGGUAUUUGUGUUGAAGAAGGUGCUGGAGAUCACUAGGACGAGUCAUGUUUGUCUGGAGCCAGAUGUUUCAUGGGUGGCGUUUCUGGACGGGGCUGUCAAUCACAACCUGGAGAAAGUACAAUCACUGCUACGUGACUCGAACUCAUAG